Messenger RNA from Ricinus communis (castor bean), 1919 nucleotides. Its product is annotated as cytochrome P450 CYP749A22. Gene Ontology annotation, molecular function: oxidoreductase activity, acting on paired donors, with incorporation or reduction of molecular oxygen; heme binding; iron ion binding. The record is from RefSeq and is a predicted model, not a curated record. The coding region runs from base 183 to 1658 and encodes 491 amino acids. The transcript has 6 exons. Lineage: Eukaryota; Viridiplantae; Streptophyta; Magnoliopsida; Malpighiales; Euphorbiaceae.
GAAGGGGUUGCUAAAGCUACAAACAAUAACAUCUCUUCAUAUAUACCGUUUGGUUUAGGACCUCGAACUUGCGUGGGCUUGAACUUCGCCAUUACAGAAAAGAAAAUUGCUCUUUCGAUGAUUCUGCAGCGCUACAGUUCUUGAGCAAGGUAUGGUGGAAUCCAAUUUGCGUACAAUCUUCCAUGAGGUCACAAGGGAUAAAAGGCCCUUCUUACAGAUUCUUGCUUGGAAAUACCAAAGAGAUCACAAAUAUGAGAAGCAGAAUCAUGAAUGGUCCGAUGGAGUUAUCGCAUGAAAUGCUCCCCAGAAUCCAGCCUCACAUUUAUUACUGGAUCAAGCUAUAUGGGACAUAUUUUCUGAACUGGUAUGGUCCUAAAGCUCAAUUAAUCAUCACUGAGCCUGAGUUGGUCCAAGAAGUGCUGAACAAUAAGGAAGGAGCAUUUGGAAAGAAACAUAUCCAAAAUUAUGCAGACAAACUCUUAGGGAAUGGACUGUUUGCAUCCCAAGGUGAAAAAUGGUUAAAGAUGCGUAAACUGGCAAAUCAAGCUUUCCAUGGAGAGAGCUUGAAAGGGAUGGUACCAGCAAUGGUUGCAAGUGUAGAGACAAUGCUUCAGAGAUGGAGACAGAAUCAAGAAGGAAAGGAAAUUGAGGUGUACCAAGAAUUCAAAGUUUUAACUGCAGAAAUAAUUUCUAAGACAGCUUUUGGAAGCAAUUACCUUGAAGGGAAGAACACAUUUGACAUGCUUGCAAGGAUGGCUAACAUAGUUGCUAGAAACAAUUAUAGAGUUGGAAUUCCCGGGAUUAAAAAAUUCCUGAAAACUCGGGAUGAUACUGCAUCAGAGAAACUUGAACAAGGCAUGCGAGACUCCAUUAUGAAGAUCAUAAAGAAAAGAGAGGAAGAGAUGUUGAUGGGAAAAAAUGAUGCUUAUGGAAAUGAUUUUCUCGGAUUACUUCUCAAGGCUCAUCAUGAUAAUGACAAGGCUAAGAAAAUAUCAGUAAAUGACCUGAUUGAUGAGUGUAAGAGCUUUUAUGUUGCUGGACAUGAAACAACAUCAAGCUCACUCACCUGGACUGUUCUUCUUCUAGCAAUCCAUCCAAUCUGGCAAGAAAAGGCAAGGGAAGAGGUACUUGAAUUAUUUGGCAAGCAGAAUCCGAGUCCAGAUGGUAUUCGAAGAUUGAAAAUUAUGAGCAUGAUUGUCAAUGAAUCGUUACGGCUUUACACUCCUGCUUUCAGUAUCACAAGGGAAGUUCAGAAAGAAGUCAAAUUGGGGAAGCUAGUUGUUCCAGAAAAGAUGUCCGUAUGUCUUCCAGUUCUUGCAGUUCACCACAACCCGCAAGUAUGGGGAGAAGAUGUUCACUUGUUCAAACCAGAAAGAUUCAUAGAUGGGGUUGCCAAAGCAACUGAAAACAGCAUUGGAGCGUUUCUUCCAUUUGGUGGAGGGCCUCGAAGUUGCGUGGGCAUGAAUUUUGCAACUACAGAAAUGAAAAUUGUGCUCUCUAUGAUUCUGCAGCACUGCAGGUUUACUCUGUCACCUACUUAUGUCCAUUCACCGGUGGACAUUCUGACCAUACGCCCACAAUAUGGACUUCAGAUUAUGCUUGAGCAUUGUAAAUUAGAAUUUGAAGAUCAUGGUUGCGUGCGCUUUAACCACAGAUGAGAAGAGUGAAGUUCCAGAUGCUAAGUAUUAGUGGCUAUCGUUGUCUGGAGGUGUGGGGAUAUCUAAUGCUACUUUCUCACUUAGCGAUAUGUAAAAAUAUACCUCAUAGCAUAAUAAUUGCUUGCAACAAGAAUAAGACUGCAUCAAAUUACUUUUAUCUACAAUGAGCUAUCUACUGAUAUGCCAAGUCAAAAUGACUCGAGCCGGUAAAGUGUAAUGGCUCUAAAUGAAUGACUAGUCGAAUAGACCCAUGUGCAAUAA